This is a messenger RNA of Eremomyces bilateralis CBS 781.70, 2039 nucleotides long. RefSeq lists its product as uncharacterized. The record is from RefSeq and is a predicted model, not a curated record. The coding region runs from base 272 to 1993 and encodes 573 amino acids. The transcript has 7 exons. NCBI's taxonomy places the organism in Eukaryota, Fungi, Ascomycota, Dothideomycetes, Eremomycetales, Eremomycetaceae. Gene Ontology annotation, molecular function: RNA binding.
UCGAGGAAGGAGCACCGGUCCACACUUUCCCUCGGAAAUGGCUUGGCAUCGCCCGCCCAAUUUUUCGCCCAAUCCACCAGACUUCAACUUCACGGCAUUUCGUCUUCAGGCAUCGCAGCCUGCCCUUCUAUAAUCAUUCUGCUGCGGCUUAAUUCUGUUCGCUCAUCAAACCGCUUUCCCGUUAUCGACCAUCGAGGUUCAACGAGCCUCUUCUUCUUCCCACACUCCGCGCGUACGCCCAGGAGCAGCGCGCAGUCUGUUUGCCGCAAUCAUGGCGCCCCCAAAGUCCAAAACCCAGAAGAUGUCGCUCGGCGACUUCCUGGGCGACCAAACCCUUGGAUCAUGGGCCGAUGAAAUGGAGGAUAGUCCAAUGCCUUCCGCCGAUGGUCGAGGAUAUAGCUCGGAAAGGAGGACUUUCAGCUCUCAGCCCGGAUUCGGUGGUGGCGAUCGUGGUUUCGGCACCGACCGUCCCUUUGUCCCCCGCGAGCUACUCCCUCUCCCCACCAAACCGCCCUUCACCGUACAUCUAGGAAACCUGUCCUAUGAUGCGACUGAGACCGAGAUUGACGGUUUCUUCACUGGAUGCCAACCCACGAGCGUCCGCAUUGUCGAGGAUAAACUCGACCAUAAGCCCAAAGGAUUUGGCUAUGUUGAAUUUGCAACGCUGGAUGGACUGAAGAAAGCAUUGGAUCUCAACGGAACCCAAUUCCAAGGCCGGAACAUCAAGAUUAGCAUUGCCGAACCACAAAAGGAUCGUCUCGAGAGCAACCGGGAUUUCGGUGACUGGUCACGAAAGGGACCUCUGCCUGAUCUUCCCAAUCAGAAUCGUCGUACCUCCGAUAAAGGCGGUUUCCGAGGAUUCGAUGCUGCAUCGGAUGCCGGAAGUGACGCUGGUGGAAGACGUGCUUUCAGACCUGAUGAUGGAAAAGUCCGAGACUUCAACAACUGGGAGCGUAAAGGCCCCAUGUCCCCUGCCGGUCCUCCCGCCCGAGAAGGUGGACGUACUCGCGAAGGACCGCCCCGUGAACGCAACCUGUCUCCAGCUCCAGCAUGGGGCGAGGGACGUUCCCAAGACGGCUCAAGACCUCCACGAGGCGAAUUCCGCGAGCAGGCGGAGCGAGCCCCGACUGCGGCCGAACUUGACUCCGCUUGGCGCGACCGAAUGCGCCCUGACGCACCUGCCAAAUCCCCCAUCCCCACUCCCGAAGCCAGCACGCCCACCUCCCCCGCUGCUCCUCCCGCACCUGUUGGUCGCCCGAAGCUGAACCUCCAGAAGCGUACCGUCUCCGAUACGGACUCCGGUCCGUCCGCUGCCGCUGCAUCCGACGCCAAAGCCAGCCCCUUCGGUGCCGCCCGACCCAUCGAUACCGCAGCGCGCGAGCGUGAAGUCGAAGAGAAGCGACAACUUGCUAUCCGACAGAAACGCGAGGCGGAUGAGAAAGCCCGCGAAGAUAAGAAGGCCAAGGAGGUUGCCGCAAAAGCUGCCGCCGAGAAAGCGGCCGUUGAGAAAGCCGAGAAAGCGGCCGCCGAGAAGGAGAAGCCGGCCCAAGCUGCUGCCACGGCACCGCAAGCGAACGGCAAGCCUGCAGCCGAGGAUGGGAAAGCGAACGGCGAAGACCGUCCCGCCGGAAAGAGCUAUGAGAUCCUAAGGCGCGAGAGCACGGACAAGGGCGAAGAUGGCAAAGACCGUAAAGAAGAUGCGACCGAGGCACCUGCUAACGGGGAAACCGCUGCAGCAGCUCGUCCUCGUGAGGGCCGUGAAGGCAAUGAGAGGCCGCGUGGUGGUCGUGGCGGUAGGCCAUACCCGGCUACGAAGCGGAAUGAUUCGUGGAGGAAGCCCACGGGGCCGCCACAGACGGCACCAGCGGCUGCAGCUGAGGCUAAGGCAGAGCCAACCGCGGAGGCAGACGCUGCACCGGAAGAUGAUGGAUGGAGUACCGUGCAGUCUGGGAAGAGGGGCGGGAAACGCAAUACAGGAAGGGGGCAGGCAUGAUGAUAUGCAUUCAAGAUGUCCUAUUCCAUUCUUCCAUCGAAUGAUA